Molecule: messenger RNA, 7477 nt
Organism: Morone saxatilis (striped sea-bass)
Lineage: Eukaryota; Metazoa; Chordata; Actinopteri; Moronidae
Gene: slit3
Product: slit homolog 3 (Drosophila)
Biological process (GO): axon guidance; negative chemotaxis
Molecular function (GO): Roundabout binding; heparin binding; calcium ion binding
Source: RefSeq, a predicted model, not a curated record
UGUGUGUGCGUGUGUGUGUAAAUUCUUCCACACAGUCGAACGGCCUCUCUUGACCUUUUUCAGGAUCCAUACUUCCACAACGUGUACUUUCCCCACCCGCGGAUUUUCAAUUAACUUCGCUUUGGAAGUAAUUUGAGUGGAUAUCAUGCCUCCGAUCGGGCCGGAGAAGCGGGCAGCGCUUUGCCGGGUUUGGGCUCUGGCUCUGGCGCUGCUGGUGUGCGUUGCUUCGGUGACUGGAUGCCCACACAAGUGCAGCUGCUCCGGGUCGCAUGUGGACUGCCAGGGUCUGGGCUUGAAGACUGUGCCUAAAGGAAUACCGAGGAACGCCGAGCGCCUGGAUUUGAACAGAAACAACAUCACCAGAAUCACUAAAGUGGACUUCUCUGGCAUCAAGAACCUCAGGAUUCUUCAUCUGGAGGACAACCAAAUCACUGUUGUCGAGAGAGGAGCCUUCCAAGACCUCCGACUGCUGGAGAGACUUCGUCUGAACAGAAACAAACUCCAGUUUCUCCCAGAGCUUCUCUUCCAGUCCAACCCCAAACUAGGACGACUAGACCUCAGCGAGAACCAGAUUCAGGCGGUUCCAAGGAAGGCUUUCAGAGGAAUCACAAGUGUCAAGAACCUAACCACAUCAGCUGCAUCGAAGAUGGAGCUUUCCGGGCACUGCGCGAUCUUGAGAUUCUCACCCUCAACAACAACAACAUCACCCUCAUUCCCCUGUCCAGCUUCAACCACAUGCCCAAGCUGCGGACACUGCGUCUGCACUCAAACAAUCUCCACUGUGACUGUCACCUGUCCUGGCUCUCUGAUUGGCUCAGAGCCAGGCGGGGCUUGGCUCCCUUCACCCAGUGCAUGGCCCCCGCCCACAUGAGGGGCCUAAAUGUCCCAGAUGUGCAGAAGAAGGAUUUUGUCUGCAAUGGUCCAGCACAGACAGAGUCGAGGACUUGUGUUCCUCAGGUAGCCGUGUGUCCACCCAGCUGCAGCUGCAACAACAACAUAGUGGACUGUCGUCGUAAAGGUCUUACUGAAAUACCAGCCAACCUCCCUGAGGGCAUUGUGGAGAUUCGUUUGGAGCAGAACUUGAUUAAAAGUGUCCCAGCUGGAGCCUUUUCUUCCUACAAGAAGCUCAAGAGGAUUGAUUUGAGUAAGAACCAGAUUUCUGACAUUGCCGCAGAUGCCUUCAGUGGCCUUCGUUCACUCACCUCACUGGUGUUGUACGGCAACAAGAUCACGGAGCUGCCCAAGGGAUUGUUUGAUGGACUGGUUUCCCUGCAGCUACUGCUGUUGAAUGCCAACAAAAUUAACUGUUUGAGAGUCAACACCUUCCAAGAUCUGCAGAACCUCAACCUGCUGUCACUGUACGACAACAAACUGCAAACGAUCAGCAAAGGACUGUUUGCUCCUCUGCGCUCCAUAAAGACUCUUCAUCUGGCACAGAAUCCCUUUAUGUGUGACUGUCACCUGAAGUGGUUGGCAGACUACCUGUUCGACAACCCUAUUGAGACCAGUGGAGCCCGCUGCAGCCACCCCAGAAGGCUGGCUAACAAACGCAUCAGCCAGGUUAAAGGGAAGAAGUUUAGGUGCACAGGUCAGGAGGACUAUCGGAGUCGCCUGAGUGGGGAGUGUUUCCAGGAUCUGGUGUGUCCAGAAAAAUGUCGCUGCGAAGGCACUGUGGUUGACUGCUCCAAUCUCAAACUGACCCGUAUACCUGCACACAUCCCCGAACACACCACAGACCUGAGGUUAAACGACAAUGAGAUUGCCGUCCUGGAGGCUGCAGGGACAUUUAAGAAGCUGCCAAACUUGAGGAAAAUCAACCUGAGCAACAACAAGCUGAGGGACAUUCGUGACGGUGCGUUUGAUGGAGCGGGUGGAGUUUUAGAGCUGCUGCUGACGGGGAACAAGCUGACUGGAUUGCAGGGUCGCAUGUUCAGAGGCCUCAUUGGCCUGAAAACACUAAUGCUGCGGAGCAACCAGAUCAGCUGCAUUGACAACAGUACUUUUACGGGCCUAAGCUCUGUGCGCCUGCUCUCGCUGUACGACAACAGGAUCUCCAGCAUCGCCCCAGGAGCCUUCUCCACUCUGCACUCCCUGUCCACCAUUAACCUCCUGUCCAACCCGUAUGUGUGUGAUUGUCAUUUGGCCUGGCUGGGUCAGUGGCUGAAAAAGACCAGGGUGGUCAGUGGAAACCCUCGCUGUCAGAAACCAGCCUUCCUGAAGGAGAUUCCCAUUCAGGAUGUGGCCAACCCAGACUUCACAUGUGAUGGUGCUGAGGAUAAUGGUUGUCUUCCUGCGUCUGGUUGUCCUGACGUCUGCACGUGCUCAGACAGCGUGGUGCGAUGCAGCAACAGAGGGCUGCACUCUCUGCCCAAGGGCAUUCCCAAGGACACCACGGAGCUUUACCUGGAGGGUAAUAUGCUGACAUCUGUGCCCAAGGAGCUGGCAGUCCUGAAGCAGCUGUCACUGGUGGACCUGAGCAACAACAGCAUCAGCACCUUGGCCUCGUACACCUUCAGCAACAUGACUCAACUAGCCACACUCAUCCUGAGUUAUAACCAGAUUCGCUGCAUCCCGGUUCAUGCCUUCGACGGGCUCAAGGCACUUCGCCUGCUCACUCUCCAUGGUAACGACCUUUCAACCAUACCAGAAGGAGCUUUCAACCACCUCACCUCUCUGUCCCACCUGGCUCUUGGUGCCAACCCCCUGUACUGUAACUGUGACCUGCGCUGGCUCUCUCAGUGGGUUAAGGCUGGCUUCAAAGAGCCUGGAAUUGCUCGUUGUACAGGACCUCCUGACAUGGCUGACAGGCUCCUGCUCACCACACCACUCAACAGAUUCCAGUGUAAAGGUCCUGUAGAUAUCAGUCUGAUGUCAAAGUGUGCCCCCUGCCUGGCAACACCCUGCCAAAACAAUGGUACCUGUGUGUCUGAUGCUACUGGAUCCUACCACUGCACCUGUCCAUAUGGAUUCAAGGGUCAAAACUGUGAAAUACCCAUCAAUGCCUGUAUAAGUUUCCCCUGUUCUAAUGGAGGAACCUGCCACAUUCAGCCUGGCCACCAAGACCACUUCAGCUGUGUGUGUCCGCCAGGUUUCGAAGGCCAACGUUGUGAGGUAAACCCAGACGACUGUGAAGACAACGACUGUGAGAACAACUCCACCUGCAUAGACGGCGUGAACAACUACACCUGCGUCUGUCUGCCCAACUACAUAGGUGACCUGUGUGAAGAGGUGGUUGAUCAUUGUCUCCAUGGUUUUGACCCCUGUCAGCACGACUCAAAGUGUGUCAAUGUUGGCCGCAGUUACAGGUGCGAGUGUUUACCGGGCUAUGUGGGCCAACACUGUGAGCAGGACUAUAAUGAUUGUCUGGAGAAUAAGUGUCAACAUGGAGCUGAGUGUGUGGACGCUGUCAACGGCUAUACCUGCGUCUGUAAAGAGGGUUUCAGCGGGCUGUUCUGUGAGAACCCUCCGCCAAUGAUCUUGCUGCAGACCAGCCCAUGCGACCAAUCUGACUGCCAGAACGGCGCCCAGUGCCUGGUGGUUGCUGGGGAGCCCAUCUGCCGCUGCAUGCCCAGUUUCUACGGCAACAAAUGUGACAAGAUGGCCACCGUUCACUUCCUGGGUCGGGAUGGGUACGUGGAGCUGCCGGGUGCGAAGCUCCGUCCCACCGCACAUAUUUCAUUACAGGUGGCUACAGAUAAAGACAAUGGUAUUUUGUUGUAUAAGGAGGACCACGACCCCCUGGCACUGGAGCUGUACCAGGGACACAUACGACUCAUCUACGACAUUGCCAACUACCCACCCACCACUGUAUAUAGCGUGGAGUCGGUGAAUGACGGGCUUUUCCACACGGUUGAGCUGUUGAUUCAGAACCGUUCACUGAGCCUGGUGGUGGAUAACGGUGCCCCCAAGAGUCUCGGCAAACUAGCCCGCCAGCCCUCCGUUGACCACAACACCCAACUUUACAUAGGAGGCGUACCAUCUCAGGUGGUGGCCUCAGGUCUGCGACCCGGCCCUGAGCGUUCCCCUCAGGCUUUUAAUGGCUGCAUCCACAACGUCCGAAUCAACGGGGAGCCUCAAGACCUGAGUUACCGAGCCGCAGGUGGAACACAAACACAAGGGGUCGAGGGCAAGGGUGAUGCCAUUCUUGCAGGGUGUCAUUCUUGCAGUGUGUGUGCCCAGGGUGCGUGCAGGGCAGGAGGAGAGACGGGGGUGACGUGCGAUUGUCCUCCAGGACGCAGCGGCACCCUGUGUGACCAGACGACGGCACCGAGCCCCUGUCAGAACAGCAGGUGUGCUCAUGGUCUGUGUGUGCCGAAGGGUCAGUCCUACAGUUGCAAGUGCAGUGAAGGCUACCAGGGUCAGUACUGUGAUCGACGGCAGGACCCUCCGGCUUGCAGGGGGCAGCGCUGCGGACACGGGGAGUGUCGUGUGUCAGAGGGAGGAGAGCCCACCUGCCACUGUCAGCCAGGGUACACUGGACCUACCUGUGACACAGAAGUUACAUGUCAAGGAGAGAUGGUGAGGGAGCAGCUGAAGCGCCACCACCCGAUGAGAACAUGCACGUCCACCAGCAAGAUUCCCCGUAUGGAUUGUCCCCGAUCGUGCCAGCCUGCAGCGCCCACAGGUGUUUGUUGUGGCAUCACCAAGAGCAGGAAGAGGAAGGUGGUUUUCCGCUGCACCGACGGCACCUCAUACUCCGAGGAGAUGGAGACCGCUCUGGAAUGUGGCUGCUCCAAGUGCCCGUUGUAACAGCACCGCAGUUUGUUAGUUUGUUUUGCAACACCCACCGCUGCCAUUUUGUGAAUUCUACACGUCAAUGAGGCUGUCGCUCUGAGGUUUUUCCACGUUGACGAGCACCACCAUUAUGUGAUUAAUUUUUUUUUCUACACAUUCAGUUUGACCGCCAAUUUGCUGCCAAGAGAAACCACAAACAAAAACAAAAAUGGGACAUGUGUGCGUGUUUUUUGACAGAGAGAAAAUAUAUUGUAAGAUAUAAGUGAGAAAAAACAUAGAACUUAUUUUUAUUAUGGAUUUUUUUUUCUAAAAGAUGAUAAAAGGACUGAUAAGUUGUUUUUUUAAUAUGUUGAUUAUAUAUUGUGUUACAUAGUAUGAAAAGUUAUUUUGUACCUUGUAAGGAGAAAAAAUACACAGCAAAAUAGAUUAACAUUCCUUAAAAGUAUAUGAAUUUAUAUGUAUGUAUAAAUCUAUAUAAAUAUAUACCCUAACCCAAUGAAUUUUAUAUUUUCCAAGUGUAUUUGCAUGAUGUUAAUGUGAGUGCUGAUGUGUGGGUGGGAGGCUUUGGACACUGAGAGAGGAGGGCUGAGAGAGAAGAGCUCCCUUGAUUCCACAACAAGGAAAAGUUAUGAGUCGUUUGUUGCCCUCUCUCUUGGAGAGAAAAGGGAACAGUAUGUGCCUAGCUAACCUGCUUCACUAUAUAAUGGACAUCUUUCUCACAUGUGAGUUCUUUGAGAAAACAUAAAAGACUCUUUCCACAGAGAUGAUUUAACAGUUUGUUCUAAUAUUGUGUUAUUCUUCAGUUUCCUGUUGCACACCAGACUUGGAGCCACAUGAGGUUUGACAUGAAAAUCUGAAAGACUAAAUGUUCGUUAAGAAUAAGACAUCAUAAAUCAGGAAUUCCCAUUCAAAUACAGCAAUAGUGGAAUCUUACUGUAAAUUCGGCUUCAUGCUGAGUCUAUACCUAUAAUCUGCUGACAUUUAAAAUUAGAAAACAGUUGCCAAGGCAACCCCAGAUGCGUCAUGAGAGCUUAUGGUGUUAGUUCAGGUGGAAACAGGAAAUUUAAUCAAAUCACCUAUUCAGAUAACAAGUAACUUAAUGCCAGGCUGAAAAACAGUGUUUCACUGCCCUCUGUGCUUGUAUGUUUCUACCGUGCAUCACUGCUGGGUGUAGUUGGUUGUGGUCAUAAAUAUGCUCUGUUGCACCUAUAACAACCCCUAACAGUGAUGUCACAGUGUACUGACACACCCUGGGGUGCACUUUUACAUCACUGCAGCUAGGUGAGAUGUUAAACCGCUGGAUUAAAAACAGCUGGUUUAAGUUCUCUAAGUGGCUGCUCGACAUGACUUAAUUUUCUGACUGGGCAGGGAAGCCAUUUUGAAUAAAGCCAUUAUGCCAAAGUCAACUGUAUUUGCCUUAACGGAUAAGUAUGUCAGAAAUUACUGACUGAAUUAAUUUAAGUUCAAGUGCCUUGGUGUACUUCAAAAGUCAAAAACGUUGCUGUAAUGUUGUCAACGGCUGCUACUGAAUGUUUUUUAUUUUGGAUAAAGACGUUGUUGUGUCACACAUGGCGGUUGACACCUGUCUCCAUGACAACACAAUCAAAAAUUCUGUGGUGGCCUUCCUUAGUUCCCAAAGGGACUGAUGCUUGCAUUAUAUAAACACCCCUCUCUCCUAAUUAGGUUGUGUGGGCAGGUCAUGUGAAAUGUAUUGAAAUAAAAAACAAAAAGAAAGAAGCCUUAAUCACGCCACAGCCCUCUUGAUAUGAACUAUGUGUUGUAGAAAGCAUAUAUCCAUAGCCUCAUGUAAAUGUGAAAUUGCAGCAUCAACAAGAACCUUUUUCUUCCUCUUACAGUGUUAAUGUGUGAUGCAUUCAGUGUGUUAAACAAUUUAUAAUGCAGGUCUGAUCAUUGCAUAAUGGUGCAUAUGGAAAGACACAUAUUUCCAUGGAGCAUGUACUUUGAAGUUUAAGGUGGAACUUUUUGAUGAUUUGUUAAUGGUUUGAAUUUCCACAUUGACAGCGUGUGGUGGAGGUUUGAAAAAGGGGCUUGCAGUUAUAUACCAAAAGACAGAGUGCUUGAGUCUGAUCACAGCAAACCUCCACAUUAAGGACUGCUGCGUCAAAGUAGCUUCUGUAACUUUGUCAUGAAAGAAUAGGAUUUGGACCAAGGUAGCACAACACAGCUGAGAAAAACUUUCCAUAGAUGACUAACAUGAUUAAAAGUAUAACAAAAGACUAUAAUGUAACUACUACUGUAUUGUUUACUUUAUAUAUUGUUGCUUUGUUUACAACAGGUGCAAAGUAUUAUCACACUUUUUCAGUUUAUUUACAGCUGGGUUUGAGACAUAUCAGUAUUAUCCUUGUGUUCUUCAUACCUUUCCCCUCCCUCGCCUGCGUCUCGCUGCCUUUGUCCCGUCUUUGUCUAGAUAUCUCCUUUAUUUUUCUGCAGCCAUUAAUUUUCACCAUCUCUUCCCUCUUCUUUUUACUCAAUUUCUCCCAUUCCUAUUUUCACAAAACUUCAUCUUUAAUCUGUUGCCCUCUUCUCUUUCCUCUCUAUUCAUCCCCUCGUUUCUUGAUCAAAGGUUUAGUUCUUCAUUGUGAACAGAAUUGAACACCUUAGUCAUUGAUUAUUGACAAUAAAAAUAACCAUUAAGUCAGUCAUUUCCAUUUUCAAGGUUAAAAUAACAUAACUACAGUAUGUGAGUGAUGAUAAUUGAUACUUAUGUUGAAUGUUAAAAUUA